This is a messenger RNA of Clonostachys rhizophaga, 1659 nucleotides long. The record is from the annotation of a GenBank genome assembly. NCBI's taxonomy places the organism in Eukaryota, Fungi, Ascomycota, Sordariomycetes, Hypocreales, Bionectriaceae.
AUGGCCGAGUCCAAUCACCUUGUCCUGCGAAAUGGCAGAAUCUAUCAACACCCUGAGGAUAACUUCAGUGGAAGCGGGCCUUCAUUCGCGAGUGCGAUGAUCGUCAAGGACGGCAUCAUCCAGUAUGUCGGUUCAGAUACGGACGAGCAGGUGGUGACCGCCGCCACUGCGGGGGCCCAGGUCAAGGACCUCGACAACCAGCAUGUCCUCCCCGGGUUCAUCGAUGGCCACCUGCAUCUACUGCUCCUUGGGCAGUCCCUGACCAAGGUCGCCCUGGACGGCUGCAAGGACCUAGAGGAGAUCCGCUCGAGGGUGAAGAAGGCCGCCGAGGAGAAUCCGCACGCAACACGUAUCUUUGGCAAGGGCUGGAUGGUCUCCAUGACGCCAGAGGGUGUUGAUGCCAGCGUCCUUGACGAUCUGGACCCCAGGCCCAUCUUCAUUGACAGCAAGGACUUGCACUCGACGUGGUGCAACAGUGCCGGGCUGGCUGAGGUUUGCAAGGUCAUGGGCAUCGCGCCGGACGGCUCGUCCCCGGAUCCUCCUGGUGGGACGAUCCAGCGCGAUGCGGAUGGCAAGCCUAACGGUGUAUUCAACGAGAGUGGAGUGUUUGAAAUCAUCUGGCCGUUCGUGGCCAAGGUUGCGUCCAUGGAGGAGAAGAAGGCUUCUAUCCGGGCUGCCAUCACGGCCUACAGUUCCGUCGGAUACACUGGCAUGAUCGACAUGGCCAUGGACGACACCAUCUGGGAGCCUCUUAUUGAGUUGCGAAACCAAGAGGGCCUCGGGGCCAUGCGAGUCGCUGCUUAUUGGCUGAUGAAGCCCAUCAAGAAGGGUGAAACGGUGGAGGCCGCGCUGGCCCAGGUCGAUCGCGCAGCUGACAUGGCAAAGAAGUACAGCGACCCUGAUUGCAGAAUUGUCGGUAUCAAGGUCAUAUGUGAUGGAAUCAUCGAUACCUGCACCGCCUCGCUGACAGAGCCCUAUUCAACCGGCAUCAACUCCGACAUGUUCUGGGACGAGGAUGUCCUCAACGCCGUUGUUGCGAGGGCACAUGCCGCCGGCCUCCAGGUCGCCCUCCACGCCAUCGGCGACCGCACCGUGAACACAACCAUCAACGCAAUCGAGAAGAACACGGACAAGUCCCGCCGGCCACGCAUUGAGCACAUCGAGAUCUCGUCGGCCGAGGACGCCAAGCGCCUGGGCAAGAUUGGCAUCACGGCCUCCAUCCAGCCCGUACACUCCGACCCGGCCAUCCUCCGAGCCUGGCCCCGACUGAUUGGCGAGACCCGAUGCAAGCGCGCCUUCGCCUACCGCGAGUUCGUCGACAAUGGCGCGACCUUGGCACUUGGCUCCGACUCUCCCACGGCGCCUCACAUCCCCCUCCCGAAUCUCUACGUUGCUACGACCAGGCGAUCAUACCGCGAGCCCGAGCUCGAGACAACAGUGAACCCUGAAUUUGCACUCACAGUGUGCCAGUCGAUUGCAGGAGCCACCCACGGCUCUGCCUACUCGUGCUUUGCGGAUGCUUGGACAGGAAGCUUGAAGCCGGGACUGAAGGCGGAUUUCGUAGUGGCCCAGGUGGAAUUGACGCCCGAGAAGCUAAUCAGGGGUGUCGUCAAGGAGACUUGGUUUGAGGGAAAGAAGGCGUACUCAUCCAGUGGUUAG